AUGAUUAUCUUUGUUUCAGAAGAACCUGAAAGAAGGCUAGCCAUUGUGUCCAACUCGUAUGCCCUUGUUCUUAAACCAGUUGGGAAGAAACCAUCUGAUAAACCUUUAUGUGCUAUUGAACUUCUUCAAAAAAGCGACUUGAAAAAGUAUGGUUUUAAAAGACUUACAUCACAUGAGAUUUUUGGUGUUAUCGGUCUCAUUGAGGUUAAUGGCCUACUGUUUGUCGGUGCCAUUACCGGAAAAUCUAAAGUUGCACAACCAUGUCCAGGAGAGACUGUGAACAAGAUUUUUGCUGUCGAUUUUUUUUGUCUAAACGACAAUAGUUGGGAUUUCAUUGAGAUCGACUCUUCAGGUUAUCCUGUGUUGCCUGAGACUGCUUCAACCGAAUAUCAAGAGGCCUUGCCAAAACAUCCAUGCUAUGAAUUGAAAAAACUGUUAUCCAAUGGAUCCUUCUACUACAGCUCAGAUUUCGAUCUAACGUCAACCUUACAGCAUCGUGGAUAUGGUCAACAUUCUUUGAGUACAGACACCUACGAAGAAGAAUAUAUGUGGAACUCUUUCCUCAUGCAAGAGAUGAUAACUUACAGAGAUCAUUUGGACACAAAUUUGAAACAAAUCCUGGAUGACGAGGGGUUUUUGACCACAGUCAUUCGUGGAUUUGCAGAAACAUUCGUCUCGUACGUUAAGAAAUUGAAAGUUGCCCUUACAAUCAUUUCUAAGCAGAGCUGGAAAAGGGCAGGAACAAGAUUUAAUGCACGUGGUGUCGAUGAUGAGGCGAACGUUGCCAAUUUUGUGGAAACAGAGUUCAUUAUGUACUCUAGCCAAUAUUGUUAUGCUUUUACACAAAUAAGAGGCAGUAUACCUGUGUUCUGGGAACAAGGUACCUCUCUAAUUAACCCAAGAGUACAAAUUACAAGAUCAUUUGAAGCCACUCAACCAGUAUUUGACAAGCAUAUCAUGAAGUCAGUGGAAAAGUAUGGGCCUGUUCAUGUCGUUAAUUUGUUGUCAACAAAAUCUUCUGAAAUUGAACUUUCAAAACGGUACAAAGAGCAUUUAACCCAUUCAAAGAAAUUGAAUUUCAACAAAGAUGUAUUUUUGACGGAAUUCGAUUUCCACAAGGAAACUUCACAAGAGGGCUUUUCCGGCGUCAGAAAACUGAUUCCAUUGAUAGUGGACUCUCUCCUAUCUUCUGGCUAUUAUUCUUAUGACGUUAGGGAAAAAAAGAACAUAUCUGAGCAACAUGGCAUAUUUAGAACCAACUGCCUAGAUUGUUUAGAUAGAACAAAUUUAGCACAGCAAAUUAUUUCCUUAGCUGCUUUCAGAACUUUUCUCGAAGAUUUCCGAUUGAUAAGUUCAAAUUCUUUUAUCGACGAUGAUGAUUUUGUUUCUAAACACAACACCCUCUGGGCUGAUCAUGGUGACCAAAUAUCCCAAAUAUACACUGGUACCAAUGCCUUAAAAUCCUCAUUUUCAAGGAAAGGUAAAAUGUCACUCGCUGGGGCAUUAUCCGAUGCUACAAAGUCGGUUAGCAGAAUAUAUAUUAACAAUUUUAUGGAUAAAGAAAAGCAACAAAAUAUCGAUACUUUGUUGGGAAGAUUACCAUACCAGAAAGCAGUACAACUGUAUGAUCCUGUAAACGAAUACGUCAGUACGAAAUUACAAAGCAUGUCUGAUAAUUUCACAUCCACCUCCAACAUAAACUUGCUAAUAGGAUCAUUCAAUGUUAACGGGGCAACCAAGAAGGUCGAUUUAUCGAAGUGGUUAUUUCCGAUUGGUGAAAAAUUCAAACCAGAUAUUGUUGUCUUAGGUCUUCAAGAGGUUAUAGAAUUAUCUGCGGGUUCGAUUUUGAACGCUGAUUACUCGAAAAGCUCAUUCUGGGAAAAUUUAGUGGGUGAUUGCUUAAACCAGUACGAUGAUAAAUACCUGUUGUUAAGAGUGGAACAAAUGACUUCUUUACUGAUCUUGUUCUUUGUUAAAGCAGAUAAAGCUAAAUAUGUCAAGCAGGUGGAGGGUGCCACCAAGAAGACUGGUUUUAGGGGUAUGGCUGGGAAUAAAGGUGCUGUGUCUAUAAGGUUCGAGUACGGUGCCACUUCAUUUUGUUUUAUCAAUUCUCACCUUGCAGCGGGUGCCACAAAUGUCGAGGAACGUCGUAGUGAUUACGAGAGCAUAGUGAGGGGCAUUACCUUCACGAGAACUAAGAUGAUUCCUCAUCAUGAUUCUAUUUUCUGGUUGGGUGACAUGAAUUAUAGAAUAAAUCUACCGAACGAAGACGUUAGAAGAGAGUUAUACAACCAAGAAGAGGGAUAUAUUGAAAAACUGUUGCACUUCGAUCAACUUACUCUAGGUAUAAAUUCUGGCAGUGUAUUCGAAGGCUUCAAGGAACCAACCCUCAAGUUCCGCCCAACAUAUAAGUAUGAUCCUGGAACAGGGACCUAUGAUUCUUCUGAGAAGGAGAGAACACCUUCGUGGACAGAUAGAAUUAUUUAUAAAGGGGAUAACUUACUCCCUUUAUCCUAUUCAGAUGCUCCGAUGAUGAUCAGCGACCAUCGGCCAGUUUACGCUGCAUAUAGAGCAAAAAUAACUUUUGUUGAUGAUAAGGAGAGACUAUCCCUCAAGAAACGUUUAUUCACAGAAUACAAACAAGAGCAUCCAGAAGAGCCGGGUUCUCUAAUAUCGGAUCUUCUCAACCUUGAUCUUGAUGAUAAGAGUAUUUCGGACGGGUUUAAAAGUUCUUCUGAAAGCUCUCUACUAGACAUUGAUCCGAUGUUGGCACAACCGACAGCGUCCAGCAUUGCUUCUUCAUCACCUGUUUCUUCAGCAUCGGCUUCUCUACAACCUGUGAGAACUCAAAACAACAUCCAGUCCCGCACUCCCGUCAAGAAACCAAUAUUGCGCCCUCCACCUCCACCUGCUCAUAAAUCUGUAUCAGCACCUGCUCCUUCAACAUCAGAGGAAAAGUCAUUAACCCCAAAAACCUCAACCACAUCACUGUCAUCUGUGGCAAACAAUAUACAAGAAAGUAAACCAUUAGCGCAAAAUAGGCGAAUUCCGCCACCAGGCUUUAGCCGAAAUAUUUUAACUCCAAAAAGCACUAGUAAUUUGGCCUCUCCUUCGUCUUCUAAGGUUGAUUUAGAUAAUGGUGUGGCUGAAUCUACACAUUCAACCCAAGGUGCAAGACAACAGACACCUACGUCAUCUUUUACAGUACCAAGAGAUGUUAAUGGGCAGUCCGAGACCUUACUAUGUAAUGAAAACUCCAUUGAGCCAGAGGAAAAAGCCAAACUUAACCAUAUGACUUUAGAUUCAUGGCAGCCACUGACCCCAAAAUGA
Saccharomyces paradoxus is the source of this 3330-nucleotide messenger RNA. RefSeq names its product phosphatidylinositol-3-/phosphoinositide 5-phosphatase INP53 (gene INP53). Gene Ontology annotation, cellular component: membrane; cytoplasm. The transcript has a single exon. The record is from RefSeq and is a predicted model, not a curated record. The coding region runs from base 1 to 3330 and encodes 1109 amino acids. Gene Ontology annotation, molecular function: phosphatidylinositol-4,5-bisphosphate 5-phosphatase activity; phosphatidylinositol-3,5-bisphosphate 5-phosphatase activity. Gene Ontology annotation, biological process: phosphatidylinositol dephosphorylation. NCBI's taxonomy places the organism in Eukaryota, Fungi, Ascomycota, Saccharomycetes, Saccharomycetales, Saccharomycetaceae.